Verticillium alfalfae VaMs.102 is the source of this 2115-nucleotide messenger RNA. RefSeq names its product ankyrin repeat protein. The coding region runs from base 1 to 2115 and encodes 704 amino acids. Lineage: Eukaryota; Fungi; Ascomycota; Sordariomycetes; Glomerellales; Plectosphaerellaceae. The transcript is spliced from 5 exons. The record is from RefSeq and is a predicted model, not a curated record.
AUGGCCGAGGUCCUUGGGCUCUCCGCAAGCAUCAUUGCCAUCGUCGACCUCUCGGCAAAGCUCGCCAGUCACUGCAAAUUUUACGUCGAAAACGUGAAAGAUGCGCGUGCAGACUUUCGCAAGCUUCUCAUCGAGAUCACGUCUGUCGUAAACGCUGUAGACAUUUUGAAAUUUCUCAUCGAACAUGACCCCGAUUUCGAAUCUGACCAGCUGUUGAGUCUGUCGGGACAGUCAGGCUCCAUCGCCGGAUGUCUCGAUGCUCUGACACAACUCGAGGCUAUGCUGCCUCCGUCGGAAGAUAUCGAUUCCGGCAAUUCGUGUCCCUCAACGAAAUCGAGAAUGAAGAAUAUCGCGACCCGUCUCGCAUGGCCCUUGAAGAAGACUCGCGCCAUGGGCCUUCUGGAUGAUAUUAUGAAGCAUAAGGCUACGAUGCAACUCGCUAUGAUAGGAGAUAUCUCUAAGGAUGUCAAGGAGAUCGAAACAACAGUGGGAAAUAUUCAGAAGAAAUUAACCAAUGAUGAGCGAUACCGCUUAUUGGAUUGGCUCACGAUUGUCAACCCGUCUAGCUUACACUAUGAAGCAACUGCUUUGUACGAGGAGGGCACAGGUGACUGGGUUUCCCGAGAUCUUGCGUGGCAAAAGUGGGUAGAUCCGGAGGCAGUAAAGCCAAAAUGUCUGUGGCUCAAGGGAAUACCUGGUGCCGGCAAGACCGUUUUGGCCUCUCACCUGUUCCACAGUCUGGAACUGAUGCACCAAGAUUGGCCAGCACUGCGAUACGGCAUAGCUACCACUUCGAACAGAAAGCGACAGCACGGUAACUCUCUUUCAAUCGCCCAUAUAUACUACUACUGUCAUCAUACUCGCAAUCACGAUGAAUCGUUACCGUUCUUGCGUUGGAUUGUCAACGAGAUGUGCCGGCAAUCUGAAGUGGUUCCGCAACAGCUUAUCGACAUCCAUCGCUCCGGCCGCCAGCCCAGUAUUCAACAAUUGCUAAACAGUUUGGUUUUCAUGAUCAACAUGUGGGACUCCGUUUACAUCAUGAUCGACGCUUUAGAUGAAAGCAAACCACGGACCGAACUUCUGAAACUGUUGCACAAGCUUGGCACGGAACAUAGAUUUCAAAAUCUAAAGAUCCUUGCAACCAGUCGAAUCUACCCGGAUAUUAAGGAUAACAUGGAACCUAUCGCGACAUCAAUCGACAUGUCUAAUCCUUUUGUGGAAGAUGACAUUAGGAAAUUUACAUUCAACGACUUGGAAAGACGCCGCACGACGGAUUUCAAGUACCUCAAUCAGGCUUUCAUGAAUGAAGCAGCCGGCAUAAUAUCCGUCAAAGCGGAAGGCAUGUUCCGUUGGGCGGUCUGCCAGAUAGACACCCUUCGGCGAAUUCAGUCCAAAGGAGAAUCCUUUCUUCGCCAAGCUCUGCUCACAAUGCCUAAGGGCUUGGACGCAGCCUACGAUAGAAUAUUUCAACUGAUUACGGAGGAGAUUGAUGAAGACGAUCUUAUUGUCAGGGAUGCGCUCUCCUGGAUUCGCCAUCACAAGACUUUGCUAAGUGAUUCUGAUGAUAUUCCUGUCAGGGUGCUCAUCCAAGCAAUACACCCGGAGACACGAGAUCCUCAAACCAGCGAUGUUCAAUUUCUUCUGGAGGAACAAAAUCUCCGCAACGCCCUCGGUUGCCUGGUCGCCGUGUCGCAGAACGACCGCCGCGCCACGAAAUAUCUCUUGGAAGCAGGUGCGGAUGUCAACGCUUCAGGAGUGCAAGACGGGCAUCUCUAUGGUCCAAGAGAACAUCUAAGCCGGUUCAACUCGCUUCAGGGGAUAAGUCCGCUGUACAUUCACGAAAGGCUGAGGAACCGGUGUGGUAAUCCGUGGGAUGCCCCGCCGAAUAAAUUUGUGCGGUCCAAAGACAUUGGCCGGUACCUGAGAGAACGUGGAGCCCGCGCAGAGAGGACAAGCCAACCGGGAAGCGUCCAAGGUUGUGGAAUUUACCAUUGGGACAACCGGUCGGAUGACGAGGUAUCUGUAGACGAGGUUGAUUUCAGCAGCGACACUGAUCUGGACUCGGAUUCUGAAGAAAUGCUAGGUCAAGGUAUCCUGCUCGCAGAUCCUGAGUAA